UCUUCCAUACAAAAUAAGCUAAUAUCUUUAUUUGCUGGUCAAAUAAAACACGCCUAUUAUAUUGUAUUUAAACAGUAAUAAUAUGGUAAGGUUGAUGUUUAAAAAUUUGUUUUCAUAUACUCUGGUAACGUUAACAUUGCAUCCAAUAGAAAGCGCGUUUUACUAAUCAGAAAUUAUGGCGGAUGCUGAGCAUUACAUUAGGGAUAUACAGAGAGAAUAUGUAGAUUUUCUGGAUGAUGAGGAGGAUCAAGGGAUUUAUUCGGGGCUUGUUAAAGACAUGAUUGCAGAAAAAGGCCGGCGUCUAAUAGUUAACAUAAAUGAUCUGAAACGCAAAAAUCCUCAACGAGCUCAAGGACUUUUAUCUAAUGCAUGUGAUGAACAAUUAGCAUUUGGACGAGCUGUAAAAGAAUAUGUUGCCACCGUUGAUCCUACAUAUGCAAAACAACAUGAAGAUUUUUUUGUAGGAUUUGAAGGGUGUUUUGGAAAUCGUCAUGUUACUCCGCGUUCUUUAACUUCAAUCUAUUUGGGGAAUUUAGUUUGUGUUGAAGGUAUUGUUACAAAGGUUUCAUUAAUACAUCCGAAAGUAGUUCGCAGCGUUCAUUACUGCCCUGCAACGAAAAAAGUUAUGGAGAGGAAAUACACAGAUUUGACUUCAUUUGAAGCAGUUCCCUCUAGCGCUAUAUAUCCCACAAAAGAUGAUGAAGGAAAUUUGUUAGAAACUGAGUUUGGACUUUCCAUAUAUAAAGACCAUCAAACAAUUACCAUACAAGAAAUGCCUGAAAAAGCACCAGCAGGUCAAUUACCUAGAUCUGUUGAUAUUAUAUGCGAUGAUGAUAUGGUUGAUCAAUGUAAACCCGGUGAUCGUGUUCAGAUUGUGGGAAGUUAUCGCUGUCUACCAGGAAAGUUUGGCGGAUAUACUUCGGGCACGUUCCGUACUAUUUUACUAGCGAACAAUAUUUCACUUUUAAGCAAAGAUAGUAAUAUGCUUAUUUGCCGAGAAGACAUUAUCUUAUGUAAAAAAUUAGCCAAAAAUAGUGAUAUUUUUGAUUUGUUGGCAAAGAGUUUGGCUCCUUCCAUUCAUGGACAUUCUUUCGUAAAGAGAGCUAUUUUAUGUCUGUUGUUAGGAGGCGUAGAAAAGGUAUUACCUAAUGGUACGCGUUUGCGUGGUGACAUCAAUGUUCUUCUCAUUGGUGAUCCUAGCGUGGCUAAAUCCCAAUUACUGCGGUAUGUGUUAAACACAGCGCCGAGGGCAAUACCAACCACUGGUCGGGGCUCCAGUGGAGUAGGUUUAACUGCUGCCGUAACAACUGAUCAGGAAACUGGUGAACGUCGUUUAGAAGCGGGAGCUAUGGUUUUGGCAGAUAGGGGUGUUGUUUGUAUUGACGAAUUUGAUAAAAUGAGCGAUAUUGAUCGCACUGCCAUUCACGAAGUCAUGGAGCAAGGUCGCGUCACAAUAUCAAAAGCUGGGAUACAUGCGUCUCUAAAUGCACGUUGUUCAGUGUUAGCGGCCGCAAAUCCAGUAUAUGGAAGGUAUGAUCAGUAUAAAACACCAAUGGAAAAUAUUGGUCUUCAAGAUUCGCUGCUUUCUCGUUUUGAUUUACUAUUCGUUAUGUUGGACGUAAUUGAUAGUGAUAUUGACCAAAUGAUUUCUGAUCAUGUUGUGCGUAUGCAUCGUUACCGUAAUCCAAAAGAAACUGAUGGUGAACCUCUGUCAAUGGGUAGCUCGUACGCAGAUUCUUUAUCGUUCACUGCGAAUUCUGAUGAGAAAAAAGAAACAGAAAUAUAUGAAAAAUAUGACCCAUUGCUUCACGGUAAGUCAAGAAAGCGGCAAGAUAAAAUUUUAUCUGUCGAUUUCAUGCGUAAAUAUAUUCAUAUUGCAAAAUGCAUGAAACCAAAAUUAAGCGAACAAGCAUGUGAAGCUAUUGCGACCGAGUACUCGUCUUUGCGUUCUCAAGAAAAUAUACAAUCCGAUGUUGCGCGCACUCAACCAGUAACAGCUCGAACAUUGGAAACUCUUAUACGGCUUGCCACAGCACAUGCUCGUGCUAGAUUGUCAAAAACCGUAACUGCCGAUGACGCACAAAGUGCAAUAGAAUUGGUGCAGUUUGCCUAUUUUAAGAAAGUUUUAGAAAAGGAAAAAGGUAACAAACGCCGUCGUGGAGAUGCUUCCAGCGAUGAGGAUGAAAGUAAUGAAAUGCAAAAAUCCCCAACUAGGAAAAGUAAACGUACUCGUACAGAAGUGGAGGCGGAAAGAGUUGUAUAUGACACUGAUGAAGAAAUUGAAGCGCCUCAGCCGGAUGCAGGUGAUUUAACACGGCGUGAAACUAGAAAAUCGAUUUCAGGUCGAAAGUCAACCGCAGCCAGAGAAAUGGACACUCAACCCAAUGAGCUAAGUACACUCCCUUCAGGUGGAGAUACAACUCCAUCAAUAUCAGAUGCUAGAUUAAAUGUAUUCAAACAAGGUUUGCAACUCUUGUUUCGCGAGGCUCGUGAACAGAGUUUAUCUCUAGAACGAAUUACAAAAGCUAUCAAUGAAAAUAAUCCAGAACAGUUUUCAAAUUCUGAAAUUGAAGCUGCCAUGCAGCAAAUGACUGAAGACAAUCAAGUAAUGGUUGCUGAUGGGAUCGUUUUCUUAAUAUAGUUUUUAUUACUUUCAUUCGAUACAGUUAUAAAUGUAUUACAAUUUCUGCACUAAAGCCAUUUUUAUACUAUUUGGAAUGUUCAAUGUUUCUUUGCUAUAUUUUGUUUAUAUAUAACAUUGUCAUUGUAGACUCGUAGCAAAGUUAAAUAACAAUAUAUAUAAAAUUCUAUUUGAAAAAGUUAUUAAAUUAAUUUGAACAUAUGUAUGAUUCAUUCUUUUGAAAUUUAAAAUAAACCGUUAUUAAAGAUUUUAAAUGAAAAA
This is a messenger RNA of Zeugodacus cucurbitae (melon fly), 2902 nucleotides long. RefSeq names its product DNA replication licensing factor Mcm3 (gene Mcm3). Gene Ontology annotation, cellular component: nucleus; MCM complex. The record is from RefSeq and is a predicted model, not a curated record. The transcript has 6 exons. NCBI's taxonomy places the organism in Eukaryota, Metazoa, Arthropoda, Insecta, Diptera, Tephritidae. Gene Ontology annotation, biological process: mitotic DNA replication initiation; DNA strand elongation involved in DNA replication; DNA replication. The coding region runs from base 176 to 2641 and encodes 821 amino acids. Gene Ontology annotation, molecular function: ATP hydrolysis activity; single-stranded DNA binding; single-stranded DNA helicase activity.